Messenger RNA from Momordica charantia (bitter melon), 2516 nucleotides. RefSeq lists its product as uncharacterized. The record is from RefSeq and is a predicted model, not a curated record. Lineage: Eukaryota; Viridiplantae; Streptophyta; Magnoliopsida; Cucurbitales; Cucurbitaceae.
UGUUAAUUGGAUGCUGAUUACCGGAUACGCAUUCUUCCAUGGAUGCCUUCUCUUUCACAGCGCCUCUUAAAAUCCCAUAAAUGAAAAAUCUAGUACCCCCAUGCCUUAAUUAUUUUCCCUUUUCAUUUCUCUCUCUCGCUCUAGAAUCCAGAACAACCCCUGUUGAACUUGAAUAGCUCUGACGUUUUUUCUUUUGAUUUCUCACAAUCUGUUUCCAAUCCCCUUUUGGUUUUUUUCUUUUGGUGUCUGGGUUCUUUAUGUUUCCCGGAAUCUUUCUGUUUCUCUGGGAUGCUUGUAAUCUGAAAACAACAGAAAGGAAGAUCUCGUUUUCCCAUCCAGCGGUGAUUCCGGGGCGGGUGUUUGGGCUGGAUUUAACUUAAAGCUUUGUGGAGAGAAGGCUGAAUUGGUGCGAGUGUGUGUUUCCGUUUUCUUGCUCAAUUAACAAAGUGGAGUGAGUCGGUGUUGAGUUUCCUUUACGGUUAGUUAAAAGCAGAGGGAACCCAUCACUUUUAGUUGCGCCCCGAAUUGAACCAUCGGAUUCGGGUUUCGUUUUGACAGCAUUGACAACGAAGACUCUCCCAGGGGGGACGGAGACAGAGUACGGGGAGGAGGAAAAUAAGAAAAGCAGAUUCUAAUUUUCCGUGAAAUUUGCUGUUUCCAAAUUCUAAUUUUAGGAAUUUUCCUACACGUUUUUUAGUUUAUCUCAUGUCUCACUCCUAUUUUUCCAUUUCCCCAAUCUGAAAAAUUAAAUUCUAAGGGAAAAGAAAAAGAAAAGAAGCUCCGAUAAUCUCUCUCCCUCUUCCAUUUCUGUCUCUAGUCUUUCUCGGAGCUCUGUUUUUCGGUCAGCUUUCCGGGAAUCCUCUGCUUUUCAGGGUUGGGGGGAAGACUCUGUAAAUUUUGUCUCUCUCCCUCCUCUCCGGAAUCAUGAUUCUUGGCAAAGGGUCAAUGCAAUCCAAUUUGGGUUGCUUCCUCCAUUGCACGACGCCGGUUGUCAAUUCCCAAUUCUUACCCAAGAGUGAGAUUAGGAAUCUGAAUCGUCUGUGGCAUCCAUGGGAGAGAGAGAAGGUCGAAUAUUUCACCCUUGGCGAUCUCUGGAGUUGUUACGACGAAUGGAGCGCAUACGGUGCCGGCGUUCCGAUCGCCGUCAACCACGGCGAGACCCUUGUCCAAUAUUACGUUCCGUAUCUCUCUGCAAUCCAAAUCUUCACCAGCAAUUCCACCGUCAACAGUUUCAGGGAAGAGUGCGGUGACAGUGAAACGAGGGAUUCGUUCAGUGAUUCGUGCAGCGAUGAGAGUGAAAGCGAGAAAUUAUGGAGAUGGGACGGAAGCUCAUCAGAGGAGGGAGGAUUGGAGCAAGACAGCCCUCUGCAUCUGAGUGACAGAUUGGGGUACCUUUACUUUCAGUAUUUCGAGAGAUCAACUCCCUACGGAAGAGUUCCACUAAUGGAUAAGAUCAAUGGAUUGGCUCGAAGAUACCCUGGCCUGAUGACACUGAGAAGCGUCGAUCUUUCUCCUGCUAGUUGGAUGGCUGUUGCCUGGUACCCAAUUUACCACAUUCCAAUGGGAAGAACGAUAAAAGACUUGUCAACAUGCUUCCUGAGUUACCACACUCUGUCAUCUUCAUUUCAAGAUAUGGACGUAGAGGACGAGUUUGAGAGUAGUGGAGAGAGGAAGAGAAAAGAAGGAGAAGGCAUAUCGCUGGCGGCAUUUGGGUUGGCCACAUACAAGAUGCAAGGAAACGUGUGGAUUUCUGGUAAUUAUGGGCGGGACCAGGAGAGGGUUGUGUCCCUUUUGAGCGUGGCAGAUUCAUGGCUAAAGCAGCUCAGGGUCCAGCACCACGACUUCAACUACUUCACAGGCAUCCGUCGUGGCUGAUCUGAUCAACAUAUACACAAUAACUUCUCCAACAAAACCAAACCAAACCAAACCCAUUUUUAACCCACUCCCAAUCCCCAUGGAUUCACAUUGAAAAAUUGACCUCCAAAAAAUCCUCCUUUCGGUUGCUUUUCUGCUUUUCUGCACUUACCAUGGAGAAACUUUCUUUUCCUUUCUUUUCCUUUCCUUUUUUCUUCUACUUAUAUGGUUUCUUUCAGAGUGUGAGCGAGGAUUUUAACUUCUUCUCAGCUUCAGACUCGGGCAGCUGCAUCCAUAACGCCAUGGCCUGGUUUUCAUGUACUUGUAAUUUUUGCGCUUGGUGGUGGGGUGGCUUGUGCAUACACUUACUGACGACUCAUCAGGUUUCAAAAGGGAGAGAGAAAACAAAAAGAGAGAGAGAGAGAGAGAGAGAGCCGAAUUGUUAAUUGUUGUGUUUAUUUUCCGAUGGACCAAAUUUUAGAGUCUCCCUUAAUGAUGAAAAUGGCCUGCGGGUGCGGGCUAUGAUUACUCGACCCAUCUUUAUUGUGCAUUUUGUUUGGCCACCGGGAAGGAAACUUCUCGGAUCAUAAAUAAAUAUAUAUACGUGUAACAUUUUUAUGCCGCCAAAUGCCAAGUGAUGUGAUCUUGGUUGAGACUUCAAA